Biomphalaria glabrata is the source of this 1450-nucleotide messenger RNA. Its product is annotated as beta-1,4-mannosyltransferase egh-like. The record is from RefSeq and is a predicted model, not a curated record. Gene Ontology annotation, cellular component: cytoplasm. The transcript has a single exon. Gene Ontology annotation, molecular function: beta-1,4-mannosyltransferase activity. NCBI's taxonomy places the organism in Eukaryota, Metazoa, Mollusca, Gastropoda, Planorbidae. Bases 1 to 1221 code for a protein of 406 amino acids.
AUGAUCAAACUUCCAUUUCAAAUCGUAAAUUUUCUUGGUGUUGUCUUCCUGAAUAACUUCGAGAAGAGACCCAAGCUAAGACAAUCGCUACACGAGUGCCCGUUUUUGUGUUUCCGUGUGGUCACACGAGGUCUGUAUCCUGACCUUGUCCAAAAGAACGUCCAACUCAAUCUUCAGACUUGCCAGAACUUUGGUCUUAAAAAUUUUGUGAUUCAAGUCGUCAGCGACAAGGAAAUAAAUCUUUCAACAAAUAAAGAAUGCUGUGAACUAAUUGUUCCAGUGAAUUAUAAGACAAAACAUGGUACACUGUUUAAAGCUAGGGCGCUACAGUAUGCUCUCGAGCCCGAGAUUGACAUUCUAAAGCCUGGGGACUGGAUCGUUCAUCUAGACGAGGAGACGUUGAUGACGGAGGAUUCCCUGAUCGGAAUCAUCAAUUUCACAGUUGCCAAAACUCAUUCUUUUGGGCAAGGCGUCAUCACGUACAACAACGGAGAGAUCGUAAACUGGAUAACAACACUGGCAGACUCUGUUCGGGUGGGAACGGACUACGGUUAUAUACGAUUUUGUUUAAGAGUUUUGCAUCGCCCUUUAUUUUUCCUUAAAGGAUCCUUUCUUGUGGCUAACGCAGAGGCAGAAAAGAAAAUCAGCUUUGACCACGGGCCUGAAGCUUCCAUCACUGAGGACAGUUUCUUUGCGUCUCUUGCCCACAGUCAAGGGUUUAGCUUUGGGUUCGUUGAGGGAACGAUGCUUGAACAAAGUACAUUUACCAUUCAUGACUUUGCCAAACAGAGACGUCGUUGGAUGCAUGGGGUUUUCUUAACAGCUGUUAGCAGUAAAAUCCCUGUUAGAUACAACUUCGGACCCAUUUUAAUCAGUUUGUCGAGCUGCUUCGUCCCUUUAAACACUUUGCUCAUUAUAUUAAUGCACGUUUUGGUCGCGCCUCUACCGCACUAUCUCGUCGUCUCUUCUAGUUUCACGUUAGGCACAACUAUUUUCUUUGCCAUCUUUGGGACUUUCAAAACCUUUGAAGUACACAAGCAUGGGCUCAGAAAAUGCAUCCUUUUAAUCUCGGCCUCGGUUGUGUGUUGCUUCUUGUCCAUUGUAAUAGAGCACUGGAAUUCUGUUGCUGUAUUCUGGCAGCCAAGAAGUACAAUGAAUCGUUUUCAUUUUUAUAUCGUUAAAAAAGAAAUUGCUUUAGAGGAUUCCACCAAGCGUAAUUAAAAUAACAUGUCAAUGUAUAUAUACCUCCUCCUUCGUGGUCGAAGAUGAGCACAUUUCUCAUUUCUAAUGAACUCGAACAAGAAUGUUAAGUCCAAUCUUCGCUUUAAAAAGUUUUUUUUUGUUGUCUCUGCGCUCUUUCAUGUUGGCCACUCUCCUUUGCUUCGUAUAUCGUGGACUCCAAAACUCACGGCUUCAAGCCAUGAGAAACAAUCGAGAGGUAAUAUUAUUU